AUGUCAGAAGUCUACAGACAACAACGAGUCGCAACUUGGCCAUCACCACACUUCACCAAGAAGACCAGCAGCCUCCCAGUCAAUCAAUCUUUAGAGCAUUUGGGCAUUGAAGGUGACUCGCCAACCUACCAGAAAUGGCGCCUAGACCAUGGUGUCCCUAUCUCAGACAUAGGCGAUCCUGCCAAAAGAACCGACGAGCCUCAACUAGUCGAUCAAGCCCCCAAGACUUUGAUGGCGUUUUCCGAGAACAAUAUUGGUAACGGUAGCGAGCAACAUGCCUCCGGCACUUCUGACGUGCUUCGUCUAUCGAAGGAGGCCUUCGUUCGCAAGGCUGCAAUCGAGGCUGGCAAGUACUGGGAUGAGAUGCAUGCUCGCGACACAACUGCUUUUGGAUGA
This is a messenger RNA of Fusarium tjaetaba, 396 nucleotides long. RefSeq lists its product as uncharacterized. The coding region runs from base 1 to 396 and encodes 131 amino acids. The record is from RefSeq and is a predicted model, not a curated record. Lineage: Eukaryota; Fungi; Ascomycota; Sordariomycetes; Hypocreales; Nectriaceae. The transcript has 3 exons.